Molecule: messenger RNA, 2085 nt
Organism: Cercospora beticola
Lineage: Eukaryota; Fungi; Ascomycota; Dothideomycetes; Mycosphaerellales; Mycosphaerellaceae
Product: flavin-dependent oxidoreductase
Molecular function (GO): FAD binding; monooxygenase activity
Source: RefSeq, a predicted model, not a curated record
AUCACCCAUAUCUCUGUUCAAGGCAGAUCAUAGGUGACAUUGUCAAGCGUGAUUGAAGCACGUCGGAUUCUGCAAUUGGAUCAUUUCGGCGAGUGGCUUACGACGCGCUCAUCUGUCGGUUGUUUACUGUCGAGCGACGCCCUGGCGUUAAUGCUGACAACAAAAUCAAGCAAGACGUGCCGUUGCGACUGCCGAGCUUCUUAGACUUCCAAGCCUCUCCACAAGACCGGCAUCGGGCCACUCAUAGAGCCACUGGCGCACUCACAAAAAACUGCACUUGAACAACUUUCUCUCGUCAUCCCUGAAGCGGACUUGAAAAGAUAAUACUGAAUACAGAAGCAUGACAUCCGAUCCCGCGAUCAAGAUUAUCGGCUCCGGCGUGGGAGGCUUGGCCACAGCGCUCCAACUUCACGCUCAUGGCUUUCGGAACAUCGACUUGUAUGAAGCAUCAACACAACUGCUUUCACUAGGCGUGGGAAUCAAUGUUCAACCCUCUGCUGUCCUGAUCCUACGGAACUUGGGGCUUUUACCAGCGUUGCAGCACACAGGAGUGGAGACCAAAGAGCUAAACUACUACGAUCGAUUCGGCAAUCCCAUCAUAAGCGAGCCACGCGGAAAAUAUGCCGGAUAUCAAGUACCCCAGUUCAGCAUACACCGCGGUAACCUGCAGAUGCUUCUGCUUGAUGCAGUGAAGGAACGACUUGGAGAAGAUCGAAUUCAUCUUAAUCACUGCUUGGAGAGUUUUGAAAACACAGCUACUUCGAAACCUGUCAGGUUACGAUUCAUUCAGAAGAAGACGGGAACUCCUGCUACUAAUGCAGAAGUUGAGGCAGAUAUCGUCAUUGCAGCUGAUGGUAUCAAUUCAAAAGUUCGAAGCAUUCUAUAUCCCAAGGAAGGACCUCCACACUUUUCUGGACGAAUCCUAUGGCGAGGCUACCUUGAACGAGAACCAUUUCUGACUUCGGCGAGCAUGAUCUGGUCAGGACAUGCGAAUCAGAAGUUUAUUGCUUAUCCGAUCAUAAAUUAUCACGAUCAAGCUGGAUCGAAGUCUAUGGUCAACUGGAUCGCUGAGCUGAGAGUGCGGGACGAGAAUGAUCCUGAUACGACGCCACCGGUGAAGUCGGGAGAUUGGCUGAUGUCUGUGCCUAAGAAACGAUUCGCUGGAGAAUUCAAGGACUGGACGUUUGGGUUCUUGAACGUGCCGGAGUUGAUUGAGAAGACGGAGAAGGUCUUUGAGUACCCGAUGUGCGAUCGAGAUCCGGUGGAUAGAUGGUCGUUCGGGAGAUUAACGUUGCUGGGCGAUUCUGCUCACAGCAUGUACCCGAUUGGAAGCAAUGGAGCAUCACAAGCCAUCUUAGAUGCAGCCUCUUUGACAAGCCACCUGCUUAGCUGGAGAUCUGGCAAGAUCGCAGAUAUCCCGGCAGCGUUAAAAGCUUACCAAGACGAACGCUUACCGAUUACUGCGAAGAUUAUCAUGGCCAAUCGUGGGAAUGGGCCUGAUCAUGUCAUGCAGGUGGCGUAUGAGCGAGCUCCGGAUGGAUUCAAGCACAUCAACGACAUCAUACCUCAGGACGAGCUGGAAGGCAUUGGGCUGGCAUACAAAGCGAUUGCUGGUUUCGAGAUUGAGAAAGUCAAUGAAGCUGCUGUUCAGACUGAGGGAACAGCAGAAAAGCUUGGAUUGACCCCUCCGAAAGCGUGGACGACCGGUCAUACGAAUGGAACGAGUGGAACGACAAAUGAUCCUAACAAUCGCCAAUGAUUCAAAAUUGCUUCCGAAAACACCCAUCAAAUGCAUUGUACAUACCAAAAGCUCUGCUGGCAUUUGCCCAGAUGCUGCACACUUCCCGCGACAUGCUUGGACUGCUUGCGUUGGCGCACAUCAACGAUCGUCUCUAAGCUCAGCGUGCCAAUUCUCUACGCCGUUUCGUUCCAUAGCCGUCCUUUCUCAUUCCUCAUAGACAUGCCCUAUACUGUAUGCGCCAAGCCCAAACAAUCCAUACGAGGCUCCCCAGCACAGCCAAGCAAGAUCAAAUUUCGGGGAUGCUGACAGGCUUACAAAACUUCUGAACCUGGCCGCAAACUACC